GACUCUACAUAAAAUGAGUUCCGCACCGGUAACAGAAUUAGACUUCAUAUCAGCGCUUCAAGCUGUUGGAGCAUUGCAAAAAUCGGAUGAAAUAGGUGUGCCAUCAGAUUCACAAUCGAUUUUAAACAGUACACCAAUGGAAGCUGUAUCCAAUCUUUCGUCGAAUGCAUUUCCUGUAUUUGAACGACCGGAUUCCCUUCGUAUUAUACAUAAUCUUGUGGAAGGUUUAUUACGAGUACAAACACGAGAUUCAUCUACUGCACUUCGUCAUUUGAAUGUCGUACUGUCAUCUCUUUUUAGAUUUCUUAAUGAUCCGAAUUCUGACGUCCGUAUAGCUGCAGAUGAAGGCCUAAACAAACUUAUCAAGUUCCUCCGUUCAAGUAUGGCAAGUUUAAUUUUGUUGGAACUGCUUAUGGAGUUAAAGCGUAAUCAUAACCCAAGAUCUGUUUCGGUUGCAUUGUCGAAAUUUGCUUCAUUAUCUGCACAAAUUCGAACAUCUAAACGCAGGUUUUAUGCAAUCAACUUGCUACCCGUUCUAAUAUCAAUCUGUGAGCAAGAAGAUGAUUUAUUGUAUGAAAACAUGGUUGAUUCUUUUCGACUAAUUGCAAAUGAAUUAUUUUAUUACGCAAAUGAGAAAGAACUACGUGGCUUUUUACGUACACAAUUUACACGGUUAUCAUCGAACAAAGCAUUAGUACGCCGUUCAGUAGCUCAGUCACUUGUAAUCACAUGUCAAUCAUCCCGUGCACCACUUACUUUGUUGCGUUACUUACUUUACCUAAUAUUAAUUGAAAUGGACUCACUCACUAAUCAUUCCCAAUCAAAACUAAUAAUAACUGAGCGUGAUAAAUCAACACCUUUUAAUUCUACUGCUUAUUGGACGGGUUUAUUCAACACAAUUCGUUAUUUAUCGAUUGGAUGGGAUCAGUUCUCAAAUAACUUUACUAAGGGUACAUCUUUUCUAGGCUUAAAUAUGCCUCCAACAUCGUCAACACAUUUAGAUCCUAUCAGUACUUUGCAUUCCAGAUUAGUUGAUCCUGAGAGUCAUGAAAUGCCUAAUCCAGAUAACUCAAGUCCUCCUUCUUCAGAAGAUAAAAUUGAUUCAUCAAGAAAAUUACCCAAAACUGAUUAUACAGAUUCCGAUAAUAAAAUGUGGUCAAAAGUAUUUUUCAUGUGUUUACAUCAUGCUUGCUCUUUCUCGACCUCAAAUUCAUUAAUGGUACAAACUGCAUCAUUAGAGGCGUUUGUUCAACUUUUAACAGUUAGACGUCCACUAUUUUUAUUUCCACUAAAUUGGCUUACAAAUGUUACAUCAUGUUCGUCACCAACACCAUCAUCAUUCAAUCAGCAUUGUAUUACAACUAAUCAUGACAUUAUGAACGAUAAAAUAAUUAUUGACUCAUCACCUCAACAAUACAAACUGUAUGAAAAUGAACUGGGUAUUAAUACUACCAGCUACAAGGAAACAGCUAAUUUUGUUGCAACCAAUCUUUUGUCAAGAACGCUUUCCUCCGAGUCAAUUGAUGAUAAAAGUCCAAGCUCAGAUUUCCAGUCAGUUGACAGUCGUGAUACAUAUUUCAUUCGAUCAGCAUCCUCUUCAAGUUUAUCUUCUUCCAUAAAGAUAGAUUCGAAUGAAACAACAUUAAAUGAACAAGAAAUUCAAAAUCAAUUAUCUGUUGUUCGUGCUCAUUUGGCUAGAGAUGAAGAAAAAUUAAUAAAUGAUGAGAAUGGUGAUGUAUUCAGUUAUUUAGGUUAUGAUAUUAUCAAUGAUUCAUCCAAAAAUGUGGAAUCUGCUCAAACUGAUGACAGUCAAAACUCAAUUAAUGCAGAUGAUCAUAUACACGAUCAACAACCAUCAUCCAUACAUUAUUCGAAAUUUUGUGAUUUCAAUUUAAUGGAUCUUAUUAACCGGCUUAAUAAUCAAGGUGAACCAAUCAGUCUUGCUCAAAGUGAUUGGUUAUUACCUUUUCUUCUUUUAUCGUUUGAUAUGAUGCCAAAAAUGCAGGAGACUUCUAAAAUUCAUUAUCAAUGGCCAAAACCUUUAACUUCACCUCGAAUCAGUUUACAGUUGCUUGUCAUCAAUUGUUUAACUCAACUAGCUCAGCUUAAUCCAUUCAUAUUUUUUGUACAGCUAAAUGGUAAUCAAUGUUGUCCUAGUGAUCAACUAAGUGCAGAAAAAAUUCAAUGGCCUACAGCAGUUGAGGUGAUUCUGGAAUUUCUCAGUAACAGCACUGACCCACAAGCUGUAGGUCAACUUUGUAUACUGAUUGGAAAUCUGAUCGCUUCUUAUUUAGUUUGGCAGAAUUUAAAUGAUCAAGCUUCCGAUUAUUUAUUAAAUGAUCAUAGCUUCUCUGUGUAUACAAGCUUAAAUCAACUUUUCACCAAAUUGGAAUCAUAUUUGAAUACAAAUGUAUCUGGCAUAACUUUACGAUGGGCUUUAUCUGGUUUACGAACAUGUUCUAACGCUAUAUUGUCUUGCGCUGAUCGGGAUUCAUUGUUAUAUUCAAAUAAAUCGAACAUAUUACCAGAUGAACUUUUGGUGCAUCGUUUUCUAAAAACACUGAGUUCAAUUGUUAUUCAUGCAUCACGUCAUCCUUAUCGAUUAGUUCAACGUGAAUUUUUAACCUUAGUGACUGAGCUUGACUGGGCAUCUGUUGGAUAUUUAGAAGAAACAUUGAAGACACAUGAAUUAACAAAGUCAGCGUUGUUUUCUGUCAUGUCUACUAGAUUAAUAGAUUUGACAUGGAUAGAGUGUUGGCGAAUUUUAUGCGAUUCUGAUCCAGAUUUACGUGGACAAGCUUCUAUAGCAUUGAUUGCAUUAGCUUCUAAUUUGACUAGUGGUAUUGGUGAUAAUUUAGGUAUUUCCACUGGUGGUUUUCUGCCGAACCGUAUUAAUCGAAAUUUACACUUUUGGCUACCACAACCAUAUUCACAGAUGAAAGCAAAAAUUUCAUGUUAUGGUUUGGUCGGUGCUUUAGGUAUCCUUGGUUUACCACCAUGUUUAUCUACUCUACCAAUGGAAAUGGAUGUUGGACCGAUUGGAAGACAAUUUUAUCAAUCACCAACAUCACAGUUAUUGUAUUUAGAGACAGAAGACAACAAAAUAAGUAAUCGUAUGACUGGCUUCUGUCCAAAUAGUACGGGUGCUACACGUCUAUUCCGUAAAUGUUUGACUGCUUUGAUGGAAUUGCCAUGUUCUAGUUCUUUACCUGAAGACCGCUACAUGCUGCUUGGUGUUGUAGGUUGUUUGAAUCAGUUGAUUGGAUCGUCUCAUUUACUUAGUUAUUCUCAUUUAUGGUUUGAUUCUACUUCCUCAUCAUUAACUUCAUCUGAAAGUACUUUAUCAAAUGAAAAUCCCUUGCAACCUAUAAAUCGUAGAUCUCGUCUAUCUCUCUUAUCUUGGCAUUGUCUCACUCUAUUAUCAUCAGCUCCAAUAACAUCAACUGACCUAGAACUCCAUUCUUCUCUAUUAAAUUUAUGUACUGGUUGUGUAACACGUUGGUCUGUCUAUACGCUCUUGGAUAAAUCCUCGAACAGUAAAGAUAAUAGUGAAUUACCUACAUCAAAUGAUCAACAACCAUUUACUCGUUAUGCUUUAGCUUUCAUGCAACACUUGAUGAGGGUUUGUUGUAUUCUAUGGCAUAUUUUUGAAGCAAUUCAUUUACCUCAACAUAAUCAGCCUGAUUCAGUAUCGCACAAAAUACCAAUUAGUUCAAUUUACUCUGGUUUAUCUGAAUCAUUUAUACAUUCUGUAGCGAAUUUAGCUCAAACAAGCGCCAAUUUUUCUACGGCCAAAUUUGAUCAAGAGAUCAAUGCUUCUGCUGCUGUUGGUGCCUCCACUAAUACUCCUAUGAGUAAUAGUAGUAGUAUUAGUAGUAGUGCAGAUACAUCAUCUGGUAAAAAACGUUAUUAUGGAACAAAAUUAAGUGGUUCUUUGAGAAAGCAUCUACCUGCACCUCGAUAUUCCACUACAUUAAGCUCUACAACUCUUGGAUAUUUUGCCAACUUGCCGCAAUAUGUUUCAUUGUAUAAAACUCUUAAAGCUGCAUAUAGAUCCUUUAAGAUAUCUGCUGAUUUAACUGGUUCUCAUGAUCGAUUAAUGGGUUUACUACAAACUUGCCUGUAUUCUUUCGGUCGAUUAUUAGAAAAUCUUCAUUUCGAUGAAAUUGCUCCAUAUUCCGAUGAGUUAUUAAUUUAUCUAACUUCAUUUUACAAUUGGCAACCUGGUCCAUGCUUAGAGUUAUCAACUCAGUUACUUCGUGCUUUUGUUGGUACCAACCUUUGUAAUCAAUGGGACAAUCAACUAGGCCAAUUAUAUUCAGAUGCAUUAAACUCUCAUGUCUGCAGUCAAGAAGCAAUGAUAAACGAUAAUAAAGUGAAGAAAUAUUCUAAAACUCAUUUGAAAAAUACUAUCGAUUCCCAUGUCAGUAAAUUAUUACACCAGAAUAAAACAUUCACUAAUUAUUUAUGUGAUCAAAAUGUAUUGGAAGAAAACAAGACUUGUUGUUGGAUUACAAGCUCAGAGCUGUAUCAAUCACCAAUUUCUGCAUGGAUUCGUUUUGCACGUCAACGUCGUAUUCCAAUCGGUCUUAAAUAUGCAAAUAGUACAGAGAGAAUGGUAGCUGCAACGCCAACUCAAACAAUGACUAUGCCAACGCUAAAGAUUAAAUUUGAUGCUCAAUUAUUUUUUAAACGUCUUGAACAUAUUGUUCUAUGUGGUAUGGAAAAUUAUAAAUGGACAAAUUGUUAUUCACUUCAAACUAGUAUAUUAGAUUUAUUAAUUCAUUUGAUAUAUUUACGUAUGAAUUAUUGUCAACUUGAUAUACAACAGAAAUUUCUAAAUACUGUACUUAGUCAUUGUGAGAAUCUGGCGUCAGAAAUUCAACGUCUUGAGACAAUAUCCAUGAUGAAUGUCGGUCCUUCAAAUAAUCAAUUCAAUAAAGGGAAUCAACAAUUAAAUUUAAAUAAAAAAUUUUCAUCAAAAUCUUCCAUAUCUUCAACAUCUACUUUUCGUGAAUACUGCGAUUCUGAUUUAUUUCUGUUUCCAAUGGUGAAUUUAAGAGAACCAACUAUAGUACAACAACAUCAACGUCUUGUAAACGCUUUAUUCCGUUUUUUGGUCACUUUAACUUAUCAGUAUCGUGUAAUACCUCCGUCUUUAACAUCAGUACCAUCAACAUCAACACAUACACAAUCGAAACAUUUAGAUUCUGGUAAUUCUGAAAAUUCAACAACUUCUGUUGCCUCAACUACUGCUAGUGUAACUAGUGACAAUGACGAUACAGUUGAUUCACGCCUUGUCGAACUAAGCCAGGUUGUACAUUUAGCUGAAUCAUUAGCAGCAGAAACUCAUGAUCCUGGCAGUGUUGUAUUCACUGCCAUGAUUCCAGUAAUUGUUGAUUUAUUUGUCAUUCAACAACCAUUAUGUCAAUUAAUUAAUAAUCCAAAAGAAAAUAUUGAUUCAUCAACUAAAAUACAUCAGAUUCAACAAGCAAACGCUCAACGUGAAACGAUUUUUAGUUUGCUUGUACGUCGACUUAGUCAUUUGCCAGCUAGUUAUGAUCAAAUCGCAUUGAUACUUGAAGAAGUAAAUCUAUCCAGAAAAAUACGCAAAAAUGAAAAUUCCAUCGGUAUCAUUGACUGUUUAACCCAGAUUUCGAAUCAUAUCCUUUCACAUCUGGCUACUGGUAUAGCACAAAUCGAUAAUCGUGCUGAUUUCGAUGCCCUUCAACGUCUUCUAAAUCAUCUAGUUAUGAUUAUUAAUUCUUUAGAAGAAAAUGAUUCAGCUCAAGUUGUUUGGAAUAUCAUUUUAAAAGUUGAAGAAGUUUUCUAUAAUGAAUUUAAUUCUAAAAUACUUUUAGACAGUCAUAAUAUAAUGCAUUUCAUUCGUUGGACUGUGACACAAGUUUUCUGUAGUCGUUUCCUUUUUCACUUAUUUCAUUGUGUCAUAAAACGAUUACGCUCAACUCAUGCUGUUGAUAUCUCUAAACAAGUAACAAAACUUUUUGAGCAUUCAUUGUUUGCAUUUCAACAAAUGAUUAAUGGUAUAAAAUGUUUCCUACUUUAUGAACCAGUGAUUAUUGGUCAAUUAACGAGUUUAGCAUUUGAUUAUUCACUGAAAUCUAGUAAUCUCAUUCUGUUGAUUCAUCUAUCUUUGAAUCAUUUAUUGAAUCUUAUAGAACUAGUGAAAUCAGACUUUUGGAUCAAUAUCGAAUGGGACUUUGAGCGUACAUUGUCAUUAGUCCAGUUUAUUCAAAAACAAAUUUAUUCACUUGGAAAAUAUGAACCAUUACUUUGUUUAUUAUGGUAUCAAUUGAUUUAUUCUAAAGAAUUAAAUCUAAUGAAUAGAAUACUAAAACAUUGUCACAUCAAAUCAUUGUCUGACAGCUAUAAUCAUGAACAACAACACACUGAUCCUAUUUCAUUUGAAAUAUUUUCGCCUAAUCAUUUGAUUGAUUUGAACUGGACAAGUUUAAAUUUGGAAAUUGUUCAUCAGUCCAUCAUGAUAGCAUAUAUGCAGUCACAAUUGAAUUCGUCUAAUGUUGAUAUUGUCUUACAGAAUCUCUUACCACCAGUAAAUGAUCGUCAUGCAACUUAUUCAUACCAAAAGAAAAUUAUGCGAUUACUUAAUAUGUGGUAUUCAGGAGAAUUGAUUGUUUGUGAUUUAAUGUCGCAAUUAUCAAAUUCAAAGAGUUCAUUUAAACAAAUUCACGAUGGAUUGAUGGAAAAUCUAUCUUUUAUGUCUCUGGAACAAAUACGCUUUAUUCUAAAUAAUAUGUUCAACAAAAUUUGUACAGAAUCAGUAACUUAUCAACUUGAAUCAUUAUUCAACAUAUUUAUUGCUCCUCAAUGUAAUCUGUCAACAGUUGAAAAAGAAAAGCAUUGUUCAACUUGUAUCAGGAGUAUUAUGCCAAUUAGUUUACGGAUAAUAGCAACAAUUAAAGCUUGUAAUAUAUUAGAAUGGAUUCUUAAAAACUGUGAUAAUCAGAUCCAGAAACUGCAAUGCGUCGUGCCAUGUCAUGUUUUGAUGGACUAUCGUACGCGUUCAACAGUACUUAAAAAUAAUUUAAAAUCGGAUCGAUUACUUAUUUUGCUUGAUAAAUUGAUUGAAUGCACGAAUGAAAAACUCGACGAAACUGAGAAGUAUGUUUCUCCUAACACCUUAACCCACGUUCAUUUUAACUCAAUCAUGCAGCAACCUAACGAAACUACUUGGUUAUUGAAUUCAGUAAAAGAUCUUUUGAAACAAUAUGAUUUAUCAGCUACACUAAAUGGAAUUCGUUUGAUUCAUACUCUGUCAGAGUGUACAACUAUUGAAGAAAAAACUAUAGCCAAUAUUCUCAAUUCUGUGUGUCUUCGAUGCUCUCCACGAUUACUGUAUUAUGCUUUAAUACUUGGUUCAUCAGCAUCAUCGUCAUCAUCAUUAUCAUCGAAUUCUUUUUCGUUUAUACCUGUUGAUAUUACAAAUCAAAUGAAUAAACCUUGUUCUAACAUAUCUCAUAUCACACCUUGUGUAAAUGUUUUAUUUCGAGUUGCUCAGAAAAUUCUCUUUCAACACAUACAGAAUAUUGUAACAAAUCCCAGAGAAUUGUUCACAGAAUUAGAAAAUCCGAAUUUAGCUGAUUCUGUACAAACAUAUAUGACCGGUCUGUCAUUUGCCUUGUUAGAAUUUCUUCGAGUUUUACCUCAUAUACCACUUGGGGAUUUGGUGCCAAUUGAAAAAGAAACAGAUGCAUUAAGUUUUCUACUUAUUCUUAUUGAGUUUUUCUUUCACUCAAUGGGUUACCCUUAUGCUCAAAUAACUAGUGUUUGUUCAGGCAAUAACAGUUCUAGUACUGAUCAAUUAAAAGCUAUAAACAACGAUGAUCAUGAUAAAUCUUCACAACAUUAUAUCAUAUCUGUAACAAUGAUACAAACAACUCUUCGAUUAUUAAAUUAUAUUUUACAAACAGCGUUAAAUCGUUCUGCCAAAGGAGUUGAUUUAUUUGGUGGUGAUGGUAAAAAGAUUUUAUCCAUCUUUCUUAUUUUCAUAUGGAUGAUUGAUAAAUCAGCAUGUCUUUCUGAGUAUACAACAAUUUGGUCCAAAUCAACUAAUCAACAUAUGAUUGAUGCUGUUCAACGAAUACUUGAUGAAUAUUCACAACAAUCAAUAACGCAAUCAUCAUCAUCAUCAUCGUCAUUAUUACCUUCAGAAUUAUCUACAACAAUUUUAUUGAAUAAUUUACUCACUCCAUUAUAUCCACCUAUUAUGGGUUUAUGGUGGCCUGAUCCAAUUUGUGCAUCAACUUUGUCUAAUUUUUGUGCUACAACUGUAUCUUAUGCAUCAUUGUCUGCAUUGAAUUCCACUUCUUUAAAUUCAUCAACAAAUCAAAAAAGAUUAGGAAAUAUAGAAGGUGGAUUUAUUCAACCAUGUCAUAUAAUUAAUAAAUGUAGAUUGUUACGUUCAACUUUUAUUCAAUCGACAGGAUUAGAUAUAGUGAAUCAAUUAAAUAUUUGUACUUCAGGCAUUUCUCGUCUUCUACAUACAUUAAAUGUAUCUAGUUCAUAUAGUUAUCGUUCAAUUAAUAUGUCAUUAUUGCAUGAAUCAAAUGAUGUGAAAACAUCAGUUUAUAGUGAUUCAUUUGUAAAUCUAGAUUUAGAUCAUUUAACAUUGAAUAUUACACGUCUUAAUGCUAUGGGUUGGUUAGAUCGUAGAGAAUUUGAAAGAAUUUGGACAAAUUAUUUAGAAUUAUUAUCAUCUGCAUCAGAUACUCAACAAAAUAUUUAUUCAGUUACGUUAGAAUCUUAUGAUAAUGCUCAAUUAACUAGUUCAGAAGAAUUAAUUGAAUGUAACCAGUCUAUUGUCAUUGGUCUACGUGGUUUAACACGAUUACUUAUGGAUACAUCAUUGAAACCCCAGCCUGGUGAUACACUCUACUCUCGAUUACAUCAUCACUCUCGCCUUGAAAUACCACAUUUCUCGCAUACAAAACUUGGUCGGAAAUUGAUUUCACUACUAACUUUAAUUAAACGCGAACAGGAUUAUAUGAACAAUUCCAGUGAAUACCCUCUCGCCUAUACAACAUAUUCUGCAUACAUGAAUCAAAUAAAUGAAACUGAAGAUUUAGAAUUAAUGAAUUUAGAGCGUCUAACUGAUUGGUUCUCAGAUGGUCCUAGUCAAUUCGCUGUAGAUCGAUUAAUUCGACGUUUAGAGAUGCGAGAAAAUCCUAACUCAACCACAUGGUCAUCUGUUGAUGUGGAACAUACCAGUGAAAGUGAACAGCUACAAUCAACAACAAAACCAACGACUUCUCAACCUAUUCUCACUUUACCAACUACAAAAUCAAAUCAUUCACGUUCAGCCAAUAUUGUCACAUUACAAAAUUAUGAAGAUCCUUUAUUUUCAUGUCUUCAAUCAUUACAAUUAUUUUAUCAUUCAUGUCUUAAACCAGAACCAUGCCCUUCUAUACGAUCAGAUAAUGAAGAUAUGAAUACAUUAUUGCUGGGCACAUCAAAACUUGUUGAAUUAUUAACACCGAAUUCACCAAUUGCCUCUUCUACUUUAUUCAAUAAAAAUUCUUUUAAUAAACAAAUAAAACAACAAAAAUCAACAACAAUAAAAGGACCAGCUUUUGAUGUUUGGCAAUCAAUUCUACAAUCAGCUAUUAUUUUAUCAGAUUUAUUUACAACACAAGAACAAUUUAUUUGGUUAAAUGAUCAUUUACAAGAUGCAUUAAAACAAUUACCAACAUGGAAUGAAUUUCAAUCACCAAUACAUUUAUGGUUAGCAUUAGGCAUUUCAAAAUGUACUGCAGUAUUAGAAUUAAUAAAUAGUUCACCAAAAAAUUCCUGUGUACUUCAAUCAAAUUCACUUGAACCAGCUGUUAAACAAACAAUGAAUGCUAUUAAUUCUAGUUUAUUGACAAUACAAAAUGCUGGUUUACAUAGUGCAAUGUAUUUAUUACAUGCAGCAUUAUUAAUUCGACGACAACCAUAUCAACAACAAUUACAACAACAUAGUCCACCAACUGGUUCAUCAUUGUUAAAUGUACUUUAUACAUAUUUAUGCAAUUAUCUGGAAAAAAAGAUUAACACUAUAUUCUGCAAUUCAAUGACAACUAAUUUACUAGGUACAGAAACAUUAGGUAAUCAAGAUUUAUCCGUUUCGUCUACUGGAUCAUCCGGUAUGAAACGAUUCAUGCAAGCUGUACUUCAUCCAGGUGCUGCUAGCAAAGUCACUAGUACUCCUAGUGUGGAAAAAGAAUCUUCUAUGGUCAAUUUAUCAAAUAUUGACUUAACGGAUCACAUAGAACAACAUCAAUUAACUGUAUUAUCAACAGCAUUUUUCCUAACUGAACACUUUUCUGAUCCACCAAUCUAUCCUAUUGUAACAGAUUCAGGUAUGGGUAUUAGAGAAAUGCUAUCCGGUUUAACAGCUAUAUUAUUUCGAUUAGCAUCAUCUAUGCUUAGUGAUGUGCCUAUAGUGAAUCAAUCAAAACGAACAAAUAAUACUAAAUGUUCAACACUGAGUACAGGGACUACAACAGAUUUGAGUUAUUCUUUUCCAGUUCAUAUGGCUUGGUGUCAAGGCAUUGAACGUCUUAUUUAUAUUGGUCGUCUUGGUAAAGGCGCUAUCGGUAGUCUACAGAAAAUGUGUAUCAAUCGAAUACGAACCUGUCGUUCGCCGCAUAUUAGUUUUCUUGCUAUUCGUUUACUACUAACUUGUAUGUACGCAAAUUUAGGACGACUAAAUGAUCGUAUUCAACAUUAUCGACGUAUUCAUCAAACUCAACCAUCAGAAAGUACCAGCAUAAAUUAUGAAAAGGAUAUUAAUAAUAAAAUUAGCCCAGCUGAUAUGUCAGGUACUUCAGAUACAUCUGGUCAGUCCUCAAUGAGACUCCCAUGUCAAGUCUCUGACAAUAGCCCUCUUGAAUCGCUUCCUUCAUCAAUUCUACAGGAUUUUGAAAAUAUUGCAGCUAUUACACAAGAAUCUCUCAAUUGUCUAUGGGAAAGACUUCGUGGUGGAACAUCACUCAUUAACUCUCCCGUCCAACCUACUCAUGGAUUACAAAGUCCUUGGACUAUGAGUGCUUGGACAAGUGUUAUCGAAGCUCGUUUGAUUGCAAGAUUAUUACCUUUGAUCAGUAUUGAUGUGACUCAAACUGUUACUAGUUUAUUAAUCACUCCAGAAUCAGCAAAUAAACAGUCAGCUCUUUCAGCAUCUGUAAUUGGUUGUGAUUCUCUACCAACUUCUGUUUUAAAUAAAGCCUUAGGUGAAUUCGCUCGUGUUGAUCACACAUUUCCAAUUUUAGCAGCUUCAACUUUGACUGAGUUAUUUGAAGGUUUUAUGCAAACUGAAAAUGGUCAAAAUUUAAUACGACAAUGGAUACUUCUUUCAUUCCCUACGCUGUUAAGUCGUCAACCUUCUAAUUUAGCAAUAUGGGCUUGUACUGUAUGCUUAUUAGCUGCAGCUACAGAUCAGAAACUACGCACAGCGCUAUUUUUAUGUCAUACUUAUAAGUUGUCAAAUAAUUCAUUCGAUAUCAACACUGAUGCAAAUACUCAUCAUGAUCACUCACUUUCUCCCGAUUCAUUCAUCGUCAAAUCCGGUGUCAAUCUCUACAUAAAUGAUCUUUUAUGCUUAGCUGCUUAUCAUUUUGUUACAGAUGGUUUAUUAAAACCUAUUUUGAAAUCGGAAUCAGAGAUAUUACAUAAUAAACGUCAAACUGAACGUGAACAUUUUCUAGCUUUGAUCAAGGAUCAUUGUGAUACAUUAAGCAAUAAUAAAAUUAAUCAUCCCAUUACUACUCCAACUACUACUACUACUACUACCAAUGCAACAAAGGAUAUCAGUAAUGAUAUUGAAAAUUCCUCUGUAUUUCAUCAAUUAUAUCAAAUUAUUAAACAACAAGUCGUUGACAAUUCAUCUCAUAAAUCCAAUUAAUGGCUGUGGUUGUUUUGUUUUAUUUUACAGAUAAAUAAAAAAAUUUUUUGAAUCUCAAGCAAGACUUUCUUUUAUGAUAGAUACUACAUGUAUGUAUCUUUUUUUUCCAACGUUCAUAAAUUUUAUUUUUCAAUACUCUUUAUCUCAUUACAAUAAUAAUAAUAAUAAUAUUAAAAUUGUGUUAAUCUGUCAGUGUAGACUGCCUUUUUUUUUUCUUUUUGAUACUACUUUCUUAUCUUAUCAUCCCACAAUGUAAGUGAUUGAGUGCACAUAACUAAGGAUAGAUGAUGGAAUUAAAAAGGUGAAAGGUCAAAAGUGAACUUUCUGUUUUUUAAUGAUCAUGUUAAAAUAAGUACCCUACCUACGAAUAGUAAAAUAAUAACAAUAAUAUUAUACUUGACAAGAUCAGUCAACAUUUAAUUGAGCAUAUUUUUGUUAUCAUUAUUGUUUGUUCUAUUUUGUUGUUGUUGUUGUUGUCGUUGUCGUUGUCUUCAUUGUGGUCAUUGUUUACAGAUAGUUUUCUACUUUUUUUUUUACUCUUUUUAUUCUUUUUAUUUGGCUGUAAUGGAUUAUUGUGUGUGUGUGUGUAUUUUUUCUAUUUUAUUUUAUCACUUAUCAUUGAAAUGUUCACCUUCAGCACUCACAUGUAUUUAUUUAUAUGUUAAUACAACUGAUUGGAUGUA
Messenger RNA from Schistosoma turkestanicum, 12606 nucleotides. Lineage: Eukaryota; Metazoa; Platyhelminthes; Trematoda; Strigeidida; Schistosomatidae. The record is from the annotation of a GenBank genome assembly.